GAGACGGUGCAACGCGUUCCGCCGGUUCCGUUCAGUACCCGGACGAGUCCCUCGCCACGUGACCGUCAUUGAAAACUGCACUGACACGAAGACGCUCGAUUGGGUCACCGCGACGAUCGGAGGUGAUCCAGAGGGUUUCUCCAAAGAUACUUUGACAAGAGAUCCUCCUGGUUGACUCCGAAAAUCAGAAUCUUACGAAAAAACGAGGAUAAGAUUGCGUGACUAUGACAGGACAAGGUGAACGGACUGUUGAGUCUGCGAGAUCAGUCGCGAGAUUCUGAAGUGCAUCUUGAAAAAUUCGUAAUUACCGUUUGCGCGGUCGUUUUGCGGUUGGACACGUGAUUCCCACGGAGAGUGACGCACCCCAAGACCAUCGUGAAUGGUGCUGAAAGGUGAUGACCGUGUUUUCCGAAGGCCGUUAAGGGCAGUUCGUGAUGUUUAGCUGUUACGGGAGAUUUUAAGUGUACGGAUUAUCGGGGAUAGACUACAUCCUGCUAAGGCAUGCUAUGCGUCAGAGCACCGGAAACGGAGGUGCCUGCAGAAGAUGACGGGGUUAAGUAGAUAAAGGGAGCAGGCCUGGCCGCCAUCGACGACGGACGAUUCCCUCGGCUCCUCUCUUUCUCACCGCAGCGCACAAUGCUCUGCCAUCGCGCUCUUGUUGUUCUCUUCGCUGUCAACGUGCCAAUCGUGACGGGGCUAGAGCCAGACUUCGCUUACCCGCUGGAGAACGUAACGAUCCCGCAGGGUCGAGACGCUACCUUCACCUGCGUGGUGAACAACCUCGGUGGAUACCGGGUGAGUCCUUCCUCCUCCGCGAGCGGAGAUCACUCUGGCAGCGUCAAGGCCCGGGUGGCGUGGAUUAAAGCAGACACCAAGGCGAUCUUAGCGAUUCACGAGCACGUGAUCACGAACAACGCUCGUCUGUCGGUGACCCACAGCGACUACAACACGUGGACGUUGAGCAUUCGCAGUGCACGCCGGGAAGAUCGCGGGAUUUAUAUGUGCCAGGUCAACACGGAUCCCAUGAAGAGCCAGAGCGCGUUUUUGGAGGUGGUAAUACCGCCAGACAUCAUCUCAGAAGAGACCUCGAACGACAUGAUGGUUCCCGAGGGAGGUGCCGCGAAGCUGGUGUGCAAAGCGCGCGGUUAUCCCAAGCCCGAGAUCGUGUGGAAGCGGGAAGACGGCACCGAAAUCAUUUCACGAACCGGUCCCGGCAAGACAAAAAUACCCACUGCAGAGGGUGAAGUGCUGACUUUGUCGAAAGUAACGAGGGGCGAGAUGGGCGCCUACCUGUGCAUCGCCAGCAACGGAGUGCCUCCGUCAGUCAGCAAACGAAUGAUGCUACAUGUGCACUUUCACCCGAUGGUACAGGUACCGAACCAGCUGGUCGGGGCUCCGAUCGGGACUAACGUCACGUUGGUCUGCCAUGUGGAAGCGUCACCUAAGGCCAUUAAUUAUUGGACUCGAGAAUCGGACGAAAUGAUAAUAUCUAACAGCAAGUACCUGAUGACCGAAAUAAAGACAUCAGUGUACAGCGUGCAGAUGCGACUGGUGAUCAUGAACCUGCAGAAGCACGAUCUGGGUGGUUAUAAGUGCAUCUCGAAAAACUCCAUCGGCGACGCUGAGGGGAACAUCCGGCUUUACGAUAUGGAGCUACCUAAAUAUCCCAAAAAGGCCGGCGACCGGCGAUCAGACGACGACGCGGGCGACUCGAUCGGUGAUCGCGAUCACAGAUUGAACCACGUGCAUCAAGGAUCCCUGAGGGAAACGGGAUCGACCCUGGAGCCAGCCUUCGACGCGGACGACAAUUCGGCGUCCACAACGUCAAGAGACAACGCGCCGCCGGCGACGAUCGGCAUCCUCCUGAUCGUGCUGCACCACUUGCUCGCUUCGACGUAAGAUAGACGUAACCUAUUUACCCUUAAACGCAAACUACGUUUACCACGAGCUCGAUUCGCUAACCUAAGGAGACUGCGAGAUAGCGGCUGAGUAGCUCCGUUGCCUCGCGUUCUCGGCAAAUCCACGACAUUAUUGCCGAAUCUCGAUAUCGAUAUCACGAAACGAUAUUGACGGAACGUUAAUCACAAUAUUUUAUACGGAAUUCGAUUAUUGUGCGCUGUACUUAAUGGUACGAAUACGUCCGAAAAUAUAACGAAGCUUGCUCUAAACCGUUGCACGAAAUUCUUCUGCAAAAAUCAGAAGGUAAAAUUGACGUCUCAACUAAUAUUUCAAUCUCUGGCGUGAUAUUUUUUUAUCAAUUCAAUUUUUUUCUAAUAAAAACACAAUUAUGUUUUCAUUAUUUAAUUUAUACGUGACAAAUGGCGGAUUAAAAUUACAUAUGCGGAUUCGGAGUCUCUCAACGUCAGCUAUAUGCGGUAAUUAAAUACUGCCAGCUCGCAUUUUGAUGAUAAAAAAAAAUGCAUUUCGUAACAUUCAAAUGUGACAUGCGAAAACGAAUGUUAAUAAUAAUGUCCGCAUUCACAUAGAAAUAACGGAAACUUUGCAAGCUCAAAAAGCACUAAAUUAACGAGCAAAAUGUUAAAUUAUGUUGUGAUACACGUGUCACAUAGACGGAACAAACCGACUGCUAGCGUACGACAGUGCGUUGCAAUAUGGAUUACUUUUAUAUUUAAAGGAAAUAUUUAUAAUAAAGUGUAUUUUAGUUAUCCCCAUAUAUCUUGGAAACAUUAUGAGGUCUACCAUUCCACUUUUGACAAUAACUUACAAUUAGAUAGCAGAAAACAGAUUUAUUCUUCUUUUCGUAAAAUUACAAAUGUAAUUUAUUGAACUUGAAUACUUAUUAUAGUAAAUUAGUAAUUUAUUGAACUUGAAUACUUAUUAUAGUAAAUUAAUCUUGCACCUCAAAAAAUUAGUCACUAAAAAUACAUUUCAAAGAAAUUUUUAAGAAAUCAUUAUUUUUAUUAUAAAAUAACCGACAUUAUUUACAUUUUAAAAACUGCGAUUUCUUUUAUAUAAAAGCAGUCCAUAUUUCGUACGGCAUCGAUCCAACAUGGCCGCUCUUCCGCUCAACGCUCGUGAAAAUUAACAGCCUAGCGAAUAUCGACGAAACGUUAACGGCAGACCGAAGAUCGUGAAAUUUUGUUCGCGUCGUCAUUGUCGAGCUACGGUUACCGCGAUUCGUCUACGGUUUAACGAGAUAUCUCGUUAGUUUACCGUGUCUCCACGCCACCAAUGACAUAAUUAUUAAAUCGCCAGUUCUUUUUAAUUCGCGUCCGAAACGUCAGAUCGUGGGCGAGACGGUUACACACAAAAUCAAUUACAUAAAUGUCGUUCACGUCGAAUGGUCACCGACGCCGGGGAGGAAGUGCUGCUCCCGAGAACGACUGCCGCGUUCGAGAAAUCGCGUGUUUAAUUAACACGUGAAUUUCCAUCGAGCAAAUUUCACAUUAGACGCGAUCGAGUGGAACGAACUGUAAGUAUCGACGUCUGAUCCAACGCUGAUUUUGCAGGAUCGAGAAGCGAAAUGCCGGACCUUCCACUCGAGUGAGUUCGUAACGCGAUACGCCUCGUAUCCGCGGAAAAUACAAUUUCACAUUGCGUAUACACUUAUCGAAUCUUUAAACAGAGAGACAUUUCUGAAUUGUGAAAAAAAGAGUGUCCGCUUUCCUUUAUACGUUGCGCAGUAUCUCUCUGUAUCACCUAUGUUCGAUAUUUCUCUGGAGAAAAAACAUUAACGCGUAUGACAGAGCGGUAAUUGAAAAUUUUCUCAUUAACAUAUUCAUGCGCGAGCAAUCGAAAUAAUUUUAACGGCAAUUUCAUUAUUAAACAUCGAUCGAUCCGUAUGACAGAGACGCCUGUCUUUUCGACAUCCAUUAGAUAUUACUGAGACAGCUACGGCGUUUUAAUUUCUUCAACGCGCAACACGGAUAUUUCGUGUAGUUUUACUCUCGGUUUAUUCUAUCCUGAGAAUAUAACAUAUUGCAUUUGUGUGAAUCCGCAUCGGUCCAGAAUAUAUACUAUCAAGCGAGAGAAGGUUUUCCAUUCUUAUGCCACGAUAAGAAUUUCAUAAGAAAUCGGCGAAGAAAUACCGAUAUAUGCUUCGAGCAAAAAGUAGAAAAAUAAAAUUUUCUAUAUAAAACGAUGCUUUGUAAAUAAGCUAACUGCCGAACUUGAUCGUCGGGAAUUAAAUCUUGGACUAUAAAUAUUCGAUCGAAUCGAACGAGAAUCUUCGCAUAUCAAGUGGGAGUGCGAAACAAUAGUGAUAAAUAAAAUUGCUGUCACCUUACACCGACGUUACAAACAAAUAUUGUUGAAACUGAUCUCAUUUUCUGCAAAAAUUGCAAGCUAUUUGAUAAAAAAACUUUCCCAGGAAUUAUUAUAUUACUCUCAUUAUAUAAGAUUGAAGAUCAUGCUUUUACUUUUAUUUUCCAGCUAAACUUUUCAUAUGUCUCACGUUAAUGUUAGAACUAAUUUAUAAUAUAAUACUUAUGUGAUUCACACGCGUCCAUGUAGAUUUUCCGGAAAUUCGCGGUUUGCCGAAAAUGCGAUGGCUCGGUAAACGAUUUUUUAUACGUAAUUUCGGCCCAGUUACAACGGAGGCGCGCAGACGAAAACGAAAGUGAGAGAUAAUUACUCGUCCCGAUUAGGAAAAACGUGCCAAAUGUUCGCCUUCAUUAUUCUUUUCUUAUUUUAAGAAAUUUACCAUUUUAUUUAAAACGGCUCAUUAUAAAUAUCGGUAUUCCAAGGGUCCACAUAUCGCUUUUCUCAAGCUCCCGAAUCUAAUCUUAGAUAUUCAUGUUGUUGUUCAAGCGGUUUUUCUAUAAAUGGCACCGGCGUCGAUCUUGCUCGUUUUGAGUUGGCGACAUUUACGGAGUUCUCAUACUUUGGAAAUGUUUAUAUAUGAAGACAACUAAAGCUACGAAAGAACGAUCUAUCCAUCUUUUUGUAUAAAUGUAUAUAUACUUUCGAAUUGAUAUUAAUUAAUCCAUUGAUAGUUAAAUCUCAAGUCCUGUAACCCUGGUUUGUUAAGUAUUAGAUUAAGAUUCUAUAACUUUAUUGUGUAAAUUACGGCACAAAAGGCUAUUUCAUUCUCUAGGGAGAACUUUAGAAUCUUAUUUCUCAGUUUUGACAAAGGCACUCAGGUCCUUUCACAUAAAAGUCGUCCAUUUAAUAGGACAAUGAAUAAUGCCGGUAGACAAAAGGAUGCGAUGCUUUAAUAACGACAACACUUUUGCUACCGCUCGUUGUCGACGGCGUUGUCAAUUACGUUAUCCGACAGUCGCGUUGUGGAAUGGACGAUUAACGCGUAUGGAGGUUAAAUAUUUUAUACUUGUGAAGUACGAAGAAUAGCGCACGGUCUGCCAGCAUGUAAAACGUUUUCACAGAGGUAUAAUAAUUGUAUGAUAAGAUAAAACGGCUCGUUUCUGAUACCUUCUUUACGUGACAUUAAAUCACAAGUAUUGUUGUUACAUCAUCAAUAGUUGUAAUAAAUAUGAUCACGGAGAAUUUGUUGCGUCAUUGUAAUAAGAACUAAUAAUAUAUGCUUUGUUCUGAUCAUAUUGUACAUUUGGGAUAUAUAUAUAGAUAGAUAGAUAGAUAGAUAUUCUUCUUUGUUACAAAAUUUCAAUCGUGGUUAUAUGUUCCAUAUGUCAAUGAAUAUAUUAAUAAAUUCAAACACACAGGAUUAAUUAUGCAAUAUAUCGUCAGAUAAUUCUUAAAAAAAAAAGCACUAGUAUUACAUCCAUAAAAAUCACAAUUAUAAAUUUAGCUAAUUCACAUUUCGCUAUUUCACUUGAAUUCACGUAUUUCUGUUAAAUCUAAUCAUGAAUAUAUAAGCUCGUGGAACACGUGACUAUCCGAGCGUUUUGUCGUCAAAGGCUUGAGAGGCUAAUUUCUGUACAGCUAUCAUACUAUCGAUCGUCAUGGUACAAGUCGAGGAGUGCUGUCGUGACACCGGGUAUCAGUGUCAUACCAUCCUGAUCGUGAAUAUAUUUCAUAUUUAAUGUCACGUGGAAAUGGGUCAAAGCGUCAAUCGCCAUCAAGGCACAGCACGAUUGUUUCGUUAUUUAUUCGUAAUUGGGCCUCUCGUUAUAGUCACAAUAAGUGAAUGUACAUGCCUGUUUUGCGUGUGUGCCUGCGUAUGCGUGUAUAUGCGUAUGUGCCAUGUGAGAGAAACAUCGCGAUGUCUAAUUACUAUUAAUGGAAAGCGGGAAAACGUCUAUGUGUAGAUUGUGUAAAUUACGGAAUAGGAUUUAUCGAAUUGUUGAUCGUAGGUGUGUUUAUAUAUAUACAAGGGUUAUAUAAUAAAUAUAUAUAUAUAUAAAUAUAUCUAAAGCGUAAGUCGGAAGUAAGAAAAAUAAAAAUCAAAUUAUAAUCGAAUCGGCCUUUGCGCGUUAGGGCGGAUAAUGCGAGUUUUUAUGACUCAAAAUUGUCGACAAGUUCUGUUGAUCAAUCAUUGUUGAUUAUCGUUUAGAAGAAUGUUAUAGCUGCUUUUUAAAAAUGAGUCGACUAUUCGUCACCCCGUAAAUCAUCCUUAUCAUAACGGAACGACAAGAGAUAUAGUCAAGAAAUAAUAAAGAUUAUACGUAUAACACUACGUUGUACAAUAUAUCAUUCGACAGAUGAAAAAAGAUAACGCGAAAAUAUCUCGAUUUGGUUCUUCAUGAUUUGCAAUAUUAAUUUAAAACGAGUUACAAAAACGAUGUACAGACGGAGAACAACAAAAUUAAUGCUGCAAGAACACUAUUUCAGUUUUACCUUUAAAUUCAUUAAAUGUUAACUUUAUUUUUCAAUGCAAUUUAAUUUGACAAAUUCGAAAAUCGAAGAGAAGAAUAGUAUAGUAAUGUUAACUGAUUGCCCAUGUAAUAAGUUAAAUUCUUAAACAAAUUAAAUUCAUCUAUAUUUGACGAGGUCUCGGCAGAUUUUGAUCCGUGCAUUUUUAUACGUGACAUACAUAUAAAAUGUGUAAAGAAAUAUAAUACGACAGAAAUUGUUCAAUUUUUCAAGACAUGUUUGAAAAUGUUUGCGCGGUUAAAGGGUUAAGACGACGCAAGGAGCGACGCGUCGCGAGUUAACAUAUCAUUUAACGAUUCAAGCAUGAUUUCGUCACGUUUUACUUACAUAUCGGUGAAAAUCUCCGUGCGCUUUGAUCGUUCUCGUGGAUUUCCGAUCGCUGGAAUUCAUCAACGAGCUUCGCGCAUAUGGGAGCGCAUAGAAGUACCGAUAUAUUCAACGCCUUUACUUAAAUUGCUAAAGUAAAAGGUAUUGGAUGUCGAGCUGAGCAUGCUAGACAGUAUCGAUACCCUUGCAUGUGUCGAACUUAUCGAUACUUUUAAGCGUCCCUAUACGCAUCAUAUCGCUCCAAGACGGUCCACUUUGUCGUAUCUGAAACAAUGUAAAAAGUGCUUUUAGUACGAUUAGAGUCGAGGCGUAGAGAGAGCUCGUGCGUUACCGAUUUUCUUUUGAGCUCGAUCGUGCUGACUCUUUUGAGAAAGACAGAAUUAAUCGGCGAUACGGAAAGGACGGCUAGCCUUUAAGAGGGACGUUUCAACGCUGUCCUCGUACGAGUGGCCUGACCUUAAUAUAUUUUGCACUAUGUAUACAUAGAUAUACAGAAUGGCGACCUAUUCCUUCCCACGAAUACAUCCCUAUUGUGAAUACUACCGUCUUCGACCCAUCCUCCGCCCUUCCCCACCGCCCUUCCCCAAUCCCUACCGUCCUCCUCGAAAUGAAAAAUGUUUAGUCAACGGCGGCGCAUCGCACACUCUACAAUAAUCUCACGCGCGUGCAUAUGUUAUAUAAAUACACGAUAUACGUACGAUUAAUGAUAUGCAUUCCUGUGCGUCGAUGUAAUUAAUUACUGUCCCCCCUCCCCGGUAAUACCCCAAGUAUAAAACGCAACUUGUACCAAGCCAAGCCACGACUUAUCGAAAUAUUGUCGCCAACAGAGGUAUAUACAUAUUAUAUAUAUAUAUAUAUAGACGAAUAAAGAGACGAUUAAUGUA
Temnothorax curvispinosus is the source of this 7964-nucleotide messenger RNA. RefSeq names its product lachesin-like. NCBI's taxonomy places the organism in Eukaryota, Metazoa, Arthropoda, Insecta, Hymenoptera, Formicidae. Bases 637 to 1899 code for a protein of 420 amino acids. The record is from RefSeq and is a predicted model, not a curated record. The transcript is spliced from 9 exons. Gene Ontology annotation, cellular component: neuron projection.